Messenger RNA from Acanthamoeba castellanii str. Neff, 435 nucleotides. Its product is annotated as syntaxin 6, putative. Gene Ontology annotation, biological process: intracellular protein transport; vesicle fusion. Gene Ontology annotation, molecular function: SNARE binding; SNAP receptor activity. The coding region runs from base 1 to 435 and encodes 144 amino acids. The record is from RefSeq and is a predicted model, not a curated record. NCBI's taxonomy places the organism in Eukaryota, Discosea, Longamoebia, Acanthamoebidae. Gene Ontology annotation, cellular component: SNARE complex; endomembrane system. The transcript is spliced from 6 exons.
AUGAGCAAGUUCACAUCCUACGAAAGGGCUUCGCUUUUGGGUCACACUGAGGCAGGCGGCUCUCAGCCACGACCCGGUCUGCGCUGGGGCGCCCCCCAGGAAACGUCGGAAACGAAGGACCUGGACAAUCGUGGCGUACACGACCUCUCGAGCCAGAAGAUACAAGAGCAGGACAAGCUGCUCGACAUCCUGGGCGAGAGCAUUGAACGACAAAAGAACAUUGCCCUUCACAUCGGCCACGAAGUGGAUGAACAGAUCGACCUCAUCGCCGACCUGGAUCACGAGGUGCAAUCCACACAGACCCGCGUGUCGAAGGCGACGAUGGCCAUCCGCAAGAUUGACGAGAAGUCGUCAGCCGGCUGCAUGUGGACGGUCAUCCUCGCCCUCUUCCUGGUCCUCAUCGGCGUCAUCGCCCUCGCCUUCCUCCUGCCCUGA